GGUAAGAAUAGUCGAUCUGGUUGAAAUUAUCAUUGAAUCACGCUGUUAUUUUUAUUCUCAUAUUUGAAAAAAAAAUCCAAUCAUCCAUAUCAAAAUGGACGUUAAACAGCAAAUCACCGAUGAAUUGAAUAAAUUUCAAGCAAUUAGAAAUCAAUGUAAAAAGAUACUUUCACAACGUGGCCAAUUGGAAAUACAAUUGAAUGAGAAUAAACUUGUCAAAGAGGAAUUAGACUUACUCGAAGAUGGAUCGAAAACAUUUAAACUAAUUGGACCAGCAUUAAUAAAAAUUGAAUUGAAAGAAGCUCGAGAUAAUGUUAACAAUCGUAUCAAAUAUAUUACCGAAGAAUUAAAACGAUAUGAUCAAACAUUGGAAACGUUGACUAAACAACAGGAUAAACAUCGUGAUGCCGUUAUGAAAUUGGAGCAGGCAACACAGCAAGCUAUGUCAGCAGUAGCAUCGAAUCCAAAAUAAGAAACUCAUUCGAAUUAUAAUUGUAUCUCUUUUUUUUGCAAUUGUUCAAUAUUUUUUUUUGUCUAAAUGAAUAAUAGCUUUAAGAAAAAUGUCAAACAAUGACACAAACAAUCGGCAAGAAAAUGCCAUCAAAAAAAAAAAAAUACAACAUUGUACAAUCAGCAUAUCUAUAGAAAAGGAUACAUUAGAUUUGUUUUAAGCUAUUAUUACUAUUGUAUGUUUCAACAUGGAUAUGUAUGAAAUUCUGAAAAAAUAAAAAUUUUUAUGUACA
Messenger RNA from Dermatophagoides farinae (American house dust mite), 743 nucleotides. It is a transcript of the gene Pfdn6, whose product is annotated as prefoldin 6. Gene Ontology annotation, biological process: chaperone-mediated protein complex assembly; protein folding. Gene Ontology annotation, molecular function: protein-folding chaperone binding. Lineage: Eukaryota; Metazoa; Arthropoda; Arachnida; Sarcoptiformes; Pyroglyphidae. Gene Ontology annotation, cellular component: cytoplasm; prefoldin complex. The record is from RefSeq and is a predicted model, not a curated record.